This is a messenger RNA of Artibeus jamaicensis (Jamaican fruit-eating bat), 3882 nucleotides long. It is a transcript of the gene ZNF84, whose product is annotated as zinc finger protein 84. Gene Ontology annotation, molecular function: RNA polymerase II cis-regulatory region sequence-specific DNA binding; DNA-binding transcription factor activity, RNA polymerase II-specific. Lineage: Eukaryota; Metazoa; Chordata; Mammalia; Chiroptera; Phyllostomidae. Bases 869 to 3124 code for a protein of 751 amino acids. Gene Ontology annotation, biological process: regulation of DNA-templated transcription. The transcript is spliced from 7 exons. The record is from RefSeq and is a predicted model, not a curated record.
CCUGGGUUUCUUGGGAGGGCCUUCGGCUGGGGCUUGUGGGGUUUCGGCUCGGACUGUAGGGGUCGCUGGGCUGCAGGCUUCGAAGCCGGUAGCGUCGCGCUUAGGCCAGCGGGGAGUCCAGGGUACCCGCGGUGGGGUGUGGUGGGCGCCGACGGACCUGGCCAGAGCGCGGAGGAGCUGGGUCUAGGCCGGGACCCAGUCUUUCGGAGGAGUUGGGGACCCUGUGGCAUCCUGACGGUGCUCCUUGUGCGGCGAGUCGGUCGGGAGGAGUCCGCACGCCGCCUCUGGGUGGCCCACAGCCCUUUUUCCUGAGACUUCGUUCCCUCGGCCCCCUUGGUUCUUAUCUCUUUGGGACGUUAUCUUUGAGGUCGGUUUUCUAAAGCAAUGCCUCCCGCUGGUGGCAUCGUGGAUGUGCUCGGCUGAGAGCCCUGGCCUGGUUCCGUUGACAGGCUGGGACCCUGUGGCCGCACCCGGGGAGCCUAUUGCAACUUGAUGCUGAGUGGAACUACAGGAUGAAGAGGAAGGUAGCUUUCUCCUGAAGAUAAACGUGAGAGCUGUAACUGAGAGCUGCGGUGUCCUGCAGGAAAUGACCAAGUCCACAGGUCCUGCUUCCCCACAGUGAGCUGUUCUUGCAAGAUAAGAAAGGAGUUCUUGGAGCCAAGAAUUCAUUCUCAGUGUGGAAGACCGAGCCAGGACCGCACACCAGAGCUGCACAGCGCAAGCAGAGGAAACGCAAAGGGGAUUAGAAGUGUGUAAGCCUCCCAAUGAAAUAGAAGAAAAUAGAGAAAUUGGGGGCCCUGGCCCUGUGGCUUGCUUGGAGCAUCGUCUUGUGAUGUAGAGGUUGUGGUUUGAUUCCUGACCCGGGCACAUGCCCAGGGUGCAUAUCCUUCCCCCCGGCGCUGUAUCUGCUUGGGAGCCAUUCUCAUUUGAAGAUCUGUCUGUGGACUUCACCCAGAAGGAAUGGCAACUGCUGGACCCGUCUCAGAAGGACUUAUACAAGGAUGUCAUGUUGGAGAACUAUAGCAGCCUGGUGGCACUGGGGUAUGAAUUUAUGAAACCUGAUGUCAUCUUCAAGUUGGAACAAGGAGAAGAGCCUUGGAUAGGAGAUGGAGAGAUUCCAAGGUCAGACUCUACAGAACAAGUCUUGCAAGUAAAUGGUCACAUGAUGUGGCACCAGGAUAACCAGGAGAAGCUUAAAAAUGUGAAACAAGAUUACGAAUGUGAUACAUUUGGAAAAAAUUUCAAUCUGAGCAUAAACCUUGUUCCUUUAAGGAAGUCAAAUGAUGAAGGUGAUGUAGAUGGAUUAAUUUUAAAACAUAAUUUAGACUUACUUCUUCCAAAAGUUGAUUAUAAAAAAACAGAACCAGGUGACUUAAAUGUAUUUGAUAAAUUGUUUCUGCAUAGCAAGACUGAAGAAGAAACUGAUACUUGGUUAAAAUACUAUGAGUGUGAUAAAUAUGACAAAAUUAUCUAUAAAAAGUCACAGAUUAUUAUAUAUCACAGAAAUCGUUUAGGGGAGAAGCUUUACGAAUGCAGUGAAUGUAGGAAACGCUUCAGUAAGAGAUCGAGUCUCAUUAAACACCAGAGCAGACAUGUAAGAGAGUUAGCCUACGGCUGUGGUAAAUGUGGCAAAACCUUUCCCCAGAAGUCACAGUUUGUCACACACCACAGAACUCAUACAGGAGAGAAACCUUAUAAUUGUAGUCAGUGUGGGAAAGCCUUCUCCCAAAAGUCACAGCUCACAUCCCAUCAGAGGACACACACAGGAGAGAAGCCAUAUGAAUGUGGUGAAUGUGGGAAAGCCUUCUCCCGGAAGUCACAUCUUAUAUCGCACUGGAGGACACAUACGGGGGAAAAACCCUACGUAUGCAGCGAAUGUGGCAGAGCCUUUAGUGAAAAAUCAAAUCUCAUUAAUCAUCAGAGAAUCCAUACAGGAGAGAAACCCUUUGAAUGCAGAGAAUGCAGGAAGGCUUUUAGCAGGAAGUCACAGCUUGUUACACAUCACAGGACUCACACAGGAACCAAACCUUACGGAUGUACUGAUUGUAGAAAAGCCUUUUUUGAGAAAUCAGAGCUCAUUAGACACCAGACAAUUCACACUGGAGAGAAGCCCUAUGAAUGCGGCGAAUGUCAGAAAGCCUUUAGAGAGAGGUCAAGUCUCAUCAAUCAUCAGAGAACCCACACAGGAGAGAAACCUCAUGGAUGCAUUCAAUGUGGGAAAGCCUUCUCCCAGAAGUCACAUCUGAUAUCACAUCAGAUGACACAUACGGGGGAGAAACCCUUUGUAUGUAGUAAGUGUGGGCGGGCCUUCAGCAGGAAAUCUCAGCUCGUUAGACAUCAGAGAACUCACACAGGAGAGAAACCCUAUGCCUGCAGUGAGUGUGGGAAAGCUUUCAGUGAGAAAUUAAGCCUCACUAAUCAUCAGAGAAUUCACACAGGAGAAAAGCCCUAUGUGUGCACUGAGUGUGGGAAAGCCUUUUGUCAGAAGUCACAUCUCAUAUCACAUCAGCGGACACACACAGGAGAGAAACCCUAUGAAUGCACUGAAUGUGGGAAAGCCUUUGGAGAGAAGUCAAGUCUUGCAACUCACCAGAGAACUCAUACGGGAGAAAAACCCUAUGAAUGCAGGGACUGUGAAAAAGCCUUCUCCCAGAAAUCUCAGCUCAAUACUCAUCAGAGAAUCCACACAGGAGAGAAGCCUUAUGAAUGCAGUCUUUGUAGGAAAGCUUUCUUUGAGAAGUCAGAGCUAAUUAGACAUCACCGAACUCAUACAGGAGAAAAACCUUAUGAAUGCAGUGAAUGUAGAAAAGCCUUCAGGGAGAAAUCAAGUCUCAUCAAUCAUCAGAGAAUACAUACAGGAGAGAAACCCUUUCAGUGCAGUGAAUGUGGCAAAGCCUUCUCUCGGAAAUCACACCUGAUACCACAUCAGAGGACACAUACAGGAGAGAGGCCCUAUGGAUGCAGUGAGUGUAUGAAGGCGUUCUCUCAGAAGUCUCAGCUUGUUAAUCAUCAGAGAAUUCAUACUGGAGAGAAACCUUAUCAGUGUAAUGAAUGUGGGAAAGCCUUCUCCCAAAAGUCACAGCUCAUUAAUCAUCAGAGAACUCAUACAGUAAAGAAAUUAUAGACAUUGACUUAAUACUAGUCUUUGAAAGAGACCUUAACUCAUUGUACUUCAGAAAUUGCAGUUGGUAAGUCAGAUAAUAGAUCGCAUUAUAUAUGUCAGGAAGGACAUAUAUAAUGGGUAGGAACUCUAAAUGAGGUUAUGUCGGGAAACCUUUCAUCAGAUUGACAUGUUUAUAUAUCAGAAUUCAUAGAGAGGAAUGAGCCCAUGAAAUGCAGCGUGUGUCCAAAGGCUUUCAAACUAUAGUUACACCUUAUGCAGUAGAAAAUUAACAGUGAAGAGGAAUACUGGGAAUAUUAGAAAGCCUUCCAGAGGGCAAAUCUCAUUGGCUGUUAGAAAUACUCCCACUGGGGGUAAAUCCUAGUCCAGUGAGUGAAGGAAACCCCCCUGAAUGUGGCACUUGAGGUAAUAUUUUUAUUAAGAAAUGAUAGCUUGUUGUACAUAAGAAAAUGCCUUCAGGAAUGAAAUUUUAUCAAGACACUUAAGUAUGGGACAGUCUUUAGCAAGUAAUCCAAUCAUACUGUAUUUUGGACAAUUCAUAUUAUGGGUAAACCUAACAAUUUAAAGACGUUGGAAACGUGUGCCCUAGAGAUAAUGCUAUAAAGGGAAGCCAUGUAAUUUUUGUAUGCAGUUCUACCCAAUUCUAAAUGGUUAAAAGGUCUUCACUCUGAAGUAUGGAAUUUUGAAUAUAUGUGAAUAAACUGAAUCAUUGAAAAAUCUAAAUAAGGGAUUUCUUAGUGGUGUUUGUGGCUUACUUUCCU